This is a messenger RNA of Aegilops tauschii subsp. strangulata, 1200 nucleotides long. Lineage: Eukaryota; Viridiplantae; Streptophyta; Magnoliopsida; Poales; Poaceae. The record is from RefSeq and is a predicted model, not a curated record.
AUGCAGGAAGAGUUCGACGCUCUCCAGCAGAACCGUACCUGGACACUGGUUCCCCGGCCUCCUCGUGCCAACGUCAUCACCGGCAAGUGGGUCUUUUGCCACAAGACCCGCUCGGAUGGUACACUUGAGCGCUACAAGGCUCGCUGGGUGGUUCGUGGUUUCCGACAGCGCGCUGGAGUUGACUUCACUGAGACGUUUGCCCCGGUUGUUAAACCGGGCACGAUCCGCACUGUCCUCCAGCUUGCGGUGUCCCGAGGCUGGCCAGUUCACCAGAUGGAUGUCUCCAACGCCUUCCUCCACGGCCAUCUUGAGGAGCAGGUUUAUUGUGAGCAGCCCACCGGUUUCGUCGACGCAUCUCUUCUUGGUCAUGUGUGUUUGCUGUCCCGGUCUCUUUACGGGCUCAAGCAAGCACCCCGCGCCUGGUACCAGCAGAUCGCCGGGUUUCUUCAGACACUGGGCUUCAGCGUCACUCGCUCGGAUGCCUCACUAUUUGUCUAUCGCCACGGUGACACUACUGCAUAUUUGCUCCUCUACGUCGAUGACAUUAUCCUGACGGCCUCCUCCGCAGCUCUUCUUCAGCAGAUUACUCUUCGGCUGCGUGACGAGUUUGCCAUCAAGGACUUGGGUGCUCUACAUUAUUUCCUUGGCAUUGAAGUUGUUCGGCGACCGGACGACUUCUUUCUUCUUCAGCAGGAGUAUGCGCACGAGCUCCUUGAGCGUGCUGGUAUGCUCAACUGUCACCCUGUUGCUACUCCUGUUGACACGAAGGCCAAGGUUUCUGCUCUUGAGGCCUCGCCAGCGUCGGAUGCUCCCUUCUACCGGUCUAUCGUCGGUGCUCUUCAGUAUCUAAGUUUCACUAGACCGGAUCUCCAGUAUGCUGUUCAGGAGGUGUGCCUCCACAUGCACGCCCCUCGUGACUCCCAUUGGACUCUCAUGAAGCGGAUCCUCCGCUACAUUCGCGGCACGAUGACUCUUGGGCUCACCCUCACGGCGUCCACUUCUUUGGAGAUGGUGGCCUACUCCGACGCGGACUGGGCUGGCUGCCCCGACACCCGUCGGUUUACCUCUGGCUAUUGCGUUUACCUCGGUCCCUCACUCGUCUCGUGGUCGUCCAAGCGACAACCCAUGGUUUCGCGCUCCAGCGCGGAGGCUGAGUACCGAGCUGUGGCUAACGCUGUUGCCGAGUGCACCUGGCUAUGA